Molecule: messenger RNA, 3388 nt
Organism: Fusarium oxysporum Fo47
Lineage: Eukaryota; Fungi; Ascomycota; Sordariomycetes; Hypocreales; Nectriaceae
Exons: 8
Coding region: 1-3369 (1122 amino acids)
Biological process (GO): secondary metabolite biosynthetic process; transmembrane transport
Molecular function (GO): transmembrane transporter activity; flavin adenine dinucleotide binding; oxidoreductase activity, acting on CH-OH group of donors
Source: RefSeq, a predicted model, not a curated record
AUGCAUAUUCUUCCUGUCUUGUGUUCCCUUCUUGCUUCAGCACUCGCUGAAGACGUACCCCCUCAGUUUGAUGAUGGGCAGCUCACUGGUAACGGAUUUGGUAUACCGGGUAUCAAUGCCACCUAUGACUAUGUCAUCGUUGGUGGUGGGACAGCAGGUGCUCUCGCAGCAGCGCGUCUAACUGAGCACAGUAACGCGACGGUUGCUUUGGUUGAGGCGGGAGGUUUCUAUGAACUGAGUAACGGUAACGUCAGCCAGUUACCAUUUAGGAUCAAUGACUGGAAAGGGUCAGGCGGCGCGUCUAGCUGGCAACCACUCAUUGAUUGGGGUUACUUCACUCAGCCUCAGAACAAUGGGAAGAAGAUUCAUUAUGCACAGGGUAGAACAUUUGGCGGCAGUAGUGCCAGAAACCUCAUGAUGUUCAACCGCCCUACCAAAGGAGCAUACAAGCACUGGGCCGAGAAAGUCGGCGAUGAUGCCUACACGUGGGAGAAUAUGCUGAAGUUCAAUACAAGAACUAUGAAGUUCUCAGAUAACAGUCAGCAUCGACCUCAGAACGCCACUGCCCUUUAUGACACUGCCGCUUUCUCAGAGAAAGGGGGUCCUUUACACCUCACCUUUCCAGGAUACGUUUUCCCAGUCUCGUGGGACGCCAUCAAAGCUUUUGAAGCACUAGGAUUCAAAGAGAUCCCGAGCUUCACCGCUGGUGCCUUGCAAGGUUGGGGCUGGUGGCAGUUCUCCAUCAACCCUGAGACCGGUCUCCGUGAUUCUUCUGAGAGUUCGUUUUUGCAGCAAAGCCUGGGUCGGCCUCGUUUGACAACAUACAUCAACACCAUGGCUCGCAAGAUUCUCUUCUCUGGCAAAAAAGCCGUUGGUGUCACCGUUGAUAAUUAUGGCCAGCAAUCCUUCAACCUUACGGCCCGGAGGGAAGUCAUUGUUGCUGCAGGACUCUGGAGCAGCCCUCAGCUACUGAUGGUUUCUGGUGUUGGGCCUGAAGAGACGCUCAAAAAGUUUGACAUCCCAGUCCUAUCAAAUCUACCGGGAGUCGGCCAAGGCACACAUGAUUCAGCUGCUGUUCAUGGGCCUAUCUGGGAGAUUGAAGGCAUUUCAACGGGCGGUUGGAAACAGCCCUCCAAGAUGAAAGAAGCCAUCACUGAGUUCAAUCAACACAAGAAGGGACCUCUUACCAACGGUGGCGUUGAUGUCGGGGCAUUCGAGAAGAUUCCUCUGGCAAAUCUCAGCAAGAAGGCCCAAGAGGAUCUCGCUCAGUACCCUGAGGACUGGCCCGAGGUAGAAUUCAUUAUGCAGAUGGUUGAUCCUCCAGCUGGAGCAACUGGUAAAAACUAUGCCGCCAUGACAAUCAGAAUGGUUGGGACUGUGAGUCGUGGCAAUAUGACCAUCUCAUCUGCGAGCAACCUUGACCCUCCUAUCAUUGAUCCGAACUGGCUACGAGCAGAUACAGACAAGGAGGUAGCUCUUUAUGCCCUCCGAAGAGCCCGUCAGCUUUGGGAGCAUAUUCCUUCUAAAAUCGGUAAGGAGAUAUACCCUGGCGCCAGUAUCACCAGUGACGAGCAUUUGCUGGAUCUCACAUACGACAACCUCGACCCGACGCAUCAUGGCACCGCUUCUUGUAACAUGGGCAAAGCUGGUGAUCCAUCAGCAGUGGUCGACUCUAAGGGCCGCGUUUUUGGCGUCAAGAAUUUGCGUGUUAUCGAUUCUUCUACUAUGCCACUGACACCACCUGGACAUACAAUGGGUCCUACAUAUGCCAUGAAUCACGCCAUCAUUCCAUCCCGUAAGUUACCAUGUUCUGUUCAGAAUUGGAACUUGUUUGGCGAUAUCGGAGGAGCCUUGGUAAUGUCAAUCGCUGGGGUUCCUCGCAUGUACACCGCCAUUUACUCCACAGCAUUGCAACAUGUCAGUACAGAUAUCGCAACAGAUCGGCCCCUACUCAUGGCGGAAACAGAGAAACACCGACGGUCUCAAGAUGGGCCUAUCCUGCAAAGCAGUUUUCAGCAGGAUGAGAAUUCAGCCGAACAGGCUUCUCACUCAACUAGCCAGACCGAUUCAAACCUGGCGAUGGGUAAUGAUCACAAAAAGAAGCUCGGCGUGCUUUGGGGCUCAGCACUCAUGCAGCUCCCACUCUGGGGCUUCAAUCUGAGUUACGGUAUUUUUGAAGAAUACUGGACAAGCAACUGGACUCUCGAUGGCGAUCUCUCCAUCACUGGCACAGUCGGCACUACCUCCAACGGAGUCAUGUAUAUCUCCAUGCCGUUCCUAUUUGCCAUAUUCACCCGCUACUGGGCCCAUCACCGGCUCAAAGCAGAGCUCGGAGGUCUUACCAUAGCAUUCCUUGGGUUCAUUCUCUCCUCAUUCAGUACCCAUGUAUGGCACCUCAUGGUCACACAAGGCGUCAUGGCUGCUUUUGGUUGUACUCUCGUGUAUAGUCCAGCAACAUGUUCUCUUGGGGAGUGGUAUGCCACUGGCAACCGGGCUAUUGCCUAUGGUAUUAUUCUCUCGUGUAGAAACAUUGUCGGUUCCGUCUGUCCUUUUUUCCUGCGGUAUCUUCUCGACCAAUAUGGCUUUCGGUGGACAAUUCGGAUUUGGGGGUUCAUCUUGGCUGGUUCAGGUCUCCUGUCCAUCUUUCUCGUACCGACUCAUCCUUCAAAGACAAUAGCACGAGAAGGAAAACCUCCUCGAAUACCUUGGACGUUCCUGAAACACCGUGGCAUUUACACCUACUUCGUUGCAGUUAUGGUUCAAAGCUCAGGAUACUGUCUACCACAAACAUACCUCCCGACGUUUGCACGAGAGUUCAACGGCGCCAGUCAAGCGAUUUCUACUCUCUUGCUAACAUUGCACAAUAUUCCUGGCAUCCUCUCGUGCUUCUUCUUUGGCUGGCUUACGGACAAUAAGUAUCAUCAAUUUUCGGCCACUACAAUAACUUGCCUCUCAGCUUUCGCAUCAUCGGCCUCUGUGCUCUUACUCUGGGGGUUAUCGGUAGACGGAAGCCCUGCUCUUACUCUCGUAUUCGCUAUCGUCUUUGGAUUCUUUGCUGGUGGUUAUAGUGCAACGUGGGGAGGCAUUACUAAGGAAUUGGAAGGUGAAGCAGAAGUUCAUAACGAGACUAUUGACUCCAGUCUUACAUAUGGACUUCUCAAUGGAGCUCGAGGCAUCGGGUUUGUGAGCGGUGGCCUUGUGAGCAUCCCGCUGCUGAGUUCUGGGGAUACAGGCUGGGGAGGAAGAUUUGGCUACGGAACCAAGUAUGGCCCACUCAUGGUAUUCACUGGCAUUGCAGUUGCUUUUGGUGGCCUGGGGUUGAUUAGGGCUACAAGGAUAAGACCACACAAGUCUUCAACAUCAGGUUGAAUCUAUGACUGCAACGAAU